GAGAGAGAGAGAGAGAGAGAGAGAGAGAGCUGUUUAAUGACUUGUUCUCCAAGCUGGUAGUGCUAGAGAGCUCGUCAAGUAUAAAAGGGGGAGCUGGUGAGAAAACAACUUUGAUGAUUUUCAGAAGCUUUGGGCGGAAAGAGAUAGAAGCGAGAGGCUCCAAAUUAAGUUUCAUUUCUGCUCAACACCACUGAUUUAAUAAGGUAAUGUUUAGUUCAUGUGUUAACAUCUCUUUGAAUCAUUACAUCAUCAGCUCAUAUCAUUUUUGUACUUCGUUCAAGCAAAGCCAAUCAUGUCUUAUAUGUUAAAAAGUGGAAGCUUGUUGGGGAAACUUACUCGAUUGCUCUCGUCCAUCAUAAUAUUGUAGUAUAAUUUUGUUUUCUAUUUAUAACCUUUACACCCAAAAAAAAAAACACAUUUAUAACCCGGUUUUCGAGAUCGGUCUUGAGACAUCCAAAUGAAACAUUCGGUUUGAUCUCUCCCAAAUUUUUAGUGCUUAAUAUACAUGAAUGAUUCGGCUCUCAAAUUAUAUAUAUAUAUAUAUCAUCCAACUUUUAUACCGUAAAUGUUUUAUGUACCUUAAAUCUCAUGGCCCGUACCGUUGAAUUCUAAAUACUACAUGCAUUUUUGUGUGUUAUGCUUAUGCAUGUUUUCUCAAUCUUAAGGUUUUCCCGAUAAUAUAUCAGCCUAUCAUUUAUCAUGUACAGUUAUCAACAAAUUUAUCUACCAAAUGCAACAUAACUAAACACAACAUAACUAAACACAAAGAAGUGAUAAUUAUACAUAUGGAUGGAAACUAACGUUCUUUUUAUAUAAAAAGCAGUAGAUUUUUGUGAUUCAAAAAACUCCAUAUAAGGUUAUAGUCUAUAUAGAAGCUGAUAAUUUCUUCAUACAAGUGUUUUUUAUCUUGUGUGCUUGAUUUGUUUGGCUUAAUAUUCUUCAUUUUUACUCAACCCAUUGAUUUUUAUGCAUGAACUAUGAUCUGAAGCAGCGUUGCUUUUGUUCAAUAUUUAAUCUGUUAGGAUUUAGUAAAGAAGAAUAUCAAGCGACUAACUUUUGCCUAUGCUUUUUUCAACUAGAAUUUAUUUAUAUAGGGGGGCUUUAUGCCCUUCCUGCAAUAUUGAAAUAAAGAACUAAGAUAAAGAUUUAAUGACGCAUUACAUAUCUCUAUUUGUGACUAAAGCAUGAUCGACUACAACAGUACGUACCAUUUUUAGCCAUCACAAUAUCGAGUAUUCUAUUUGUAGUCAUUAACAAAUUUAUAUUGUUUUUUUUGGUAAAAAAAUUAUAUUAUUUUUGGCCUUUUAACGGUUUUAUGGCCUUGAAUGUUAAGAACAUGUAAUAUUUAGUCGUUAUCCAUAUGUAUCACGCAAGUGUUUCUUUUCUUAUAACUAUCUAACGAAGGUUUUAACAAGAGGCAGACACACUUGAGAGGAUGUGGGGUCAAAUGACACCAUAAAAAUCUUAUAAAUUUCAGUUUGUAGGCUAUUGUUUUGUUUAUUAAGUAAUGAACCCACAUCAUUUCCCAGCUGGGUCUGCCACUGGUUUUAACUAUGCCAUCGUCAUGAUAUUCUAGUAUUCUUUUGAUCAUAGUCCAGAAACGAAGUAAAAAGGGGCUAUAUAUAGUACAUUUGAACAAACUACUACAUUAUUUGUUUGGUAUGCUUUUGUAGAUGACAUUAUGACAAUCAACGUUUGGUGGUACACAAGCCAUGAUUUACACGUGGUAGAUAUAGAAAUUGCGUAAGUCUUAAUAUUACAUUCAAACGCAAACGAAUGAUGUUUUUUUUAAAAAAAUUAUGUUUUUUUUUUCAAUUAACUAGAAUACGUAGUAAAUUGAACACGCACAUAAAACAAAAAAGUAGCAUAUAUAUAAAUGAUUUUAUAAGAUUUGCGUAUGCAAAAAGUCGGCUAAAACGUUUGCUUGCCGCGUUACACAAUGCCCUAAUUCUCGUCAUCAUCAUGCGUGCAAGCUAUAUUCCAUUUCCUUAACGAUUCUCAUUCUUAGUCUCUUUUAUUUUAGUCUAUAAUUCUUCAAUCUUUAUUAGCAUUUCUAUGUUAAAGAACAACAUUAUUCAUAUUUUCAGAUUAUUCCUAAGAGGAAAAUGGGAAACCAAACAAGCAAAAAGUCACAAGAGACAUCGUUUAAGACCACAACGACAAACAUGCACUACACAACGGAGCUGAGAUCAUACGAGGCUGCAUGUAAAGCAGACACGGAGCUGCAAUCUUUCGACACAUGUUUACAUACACGGACAAGUCACGUGAUAAGCACGCUAGCUACGGGUGUUGAGGUUCGAGCGCUCUCGUUUGAUUCCCUCAAAGAAGUGACCGAGUGCUUGCUAGAGAUGAAUCAAGAAGUGGUGAAAGUGAUAUUGGACUGUAAGAAAGAUAUAUGGAAGAAUCAAGAAAUGUUUGAGCUCGUUGAAGAUUACUUUGAGAAUAGCUUGAAGACACUUGAUUUCUGCGCUGCGUUGGAGAAAGGGUUGAGAAAAGCUCGUGAUAGUCAGCUUUUGAUCCUUGUUGCUCUUCAGCAGUUUGAAGAUGAGAGCCUCGUUGAAGGUUGUAAUGGAUACGAGAAGACACUUGACGAGCUGAAGAAUUUCAAAGACGCAGAAUCACCUUUCAGCAAAGACUUCUUCAAGAUGUUCCAGUCUGUGUACAAACACCAGAUGCUGAUGCUUGAGAAGCUACAGCUUCGCAAGAACAAGCUUGACAAGAAACUCAAGUGCAUCCACACAUGGAGAAAACUCUGCAACAUCAUCUUCGUGGCUACAUUCGCCACUGUACUCAUCUGCUCUGUUGUGGCUGCAGCCAUUGCAGCUCCUCCCGUGGCUGCCGCUCUUGCCGCAGCUACAGCCGUGCCGGUGGGCUCAAUGGGGAAAUGGAUCGAUUCGCUGUGGAAGAACUAUGAGAAUUCACUUAAAGGACAGAGAGAGGUGAUCAGUUCGAUGCAGGCAGGGACAUAUGUGGCGGUUAAGGACUUGGAUAAUAUCCGGGUUUUGAUCGAACAGUUGGAGAUUGACAUCAGUGGGAUGGUGACGUGUGCUGCAUUCACAGUGGAACAUGAAGCAGUCAAGCUUGGGAUCGAUGAGAUAAAGAAGAAGCUUGAGGUGUUUAAGAAGAAUGUAGAGGAAUUAGGGGCUCAGGCUGAUUUGUGUAGCAGAGAUAUAAGAAGGGCAAGGACUGUGAUUCUGCAGAGAAUCAUCAAGCAUCCCAACAAUGCUAGUAGCAGCACCUGAAACCACACAAGCAACUCAGCUUCGUGCUAUGAAAUGUUUGAUGACUCUGUAAAGAAUAGUACAGAUUCUUUCUAAGGUUAUGUUUAAUAACUCAAAACUGUUUAUGAUGCAUCACGUUGCUCUAUAUAUUAUUUGAUGAUUGAAAACAAUGGGAGACGAGACUUUUUCACAUUUGGACUAUUAGUACGUGUUUUUUCAAGCCCUCUAAUAUUUGCUUAUAUCAGAGUGGGUUAACACACUAAAACGAAGAUCAUAAGUACACAUUAGAUCUGAAAAUCAGGGCCUUUAACUUAGUGAUAAGAUGAUCAAUUCUAUAAUCUCCUCCUAAAAGAGACUUGAUGAUACAACUGUCUCCCAUACGGAGUUCACUCUCAGCUUCACUCAUUUCAUCCAUAACUCCCCACACAAGACUCCCUGAGGAGAUUUUAAAGACAAGUUUCCUAUGCAAACUCAACAAAGCUCUCUCUGCCUCUCUUGCUCAACCUUAUCUCGUAAGAUAUUAGCAUAAACAUUAUCCUCAUUGUUAUCCAAUCAACCAUUUUUAGAAAAGCAUUUAGAAGAACAUUUAUAAGGUGUUAAUAUUGCUCUUCGUUCAAUACUUUCAAAUGAAGUUUCUGGUAGAACAUUUGCGUAUAAAAUAUAAAAUAUAUUUUUUCCAAAAAAUAAAUAUAAUUAUUUUAUUUUAUUUAAUAAUACCAAAAAAUAUGUUUAUAUCCAAAAAAAAAUAUUUUUAAAAAUAAAAAACACAAUUUUCUUAAAUAUAUUAAACUUUUUUAAAAUAAUAUUAUUUCACAUUUAAAAUAUAAUUAAAUUUAUAUAAUUAUAUGUGAUUCAUUAUUUUUCAUAACAAAAACAUAGAAUAAUAUAUAGAUUAUUUAUUUAUAAAUAAUAUAGAUAUAUUUGUAUUUAUAAUAUAUAUUAUAUAUUAAUUUUUAUGAUAAAUUAAUAAAUGAAAUCUUUCAGUGUUCUAUCAACCAACUUAUUAAAUAUAUAAAUGAGAGCAUACUGCUUUUAUAGCAUAUUGCUUUACGAAUCAAGGCUCUUAGUCUCGUUUGAAUCCAAAUAGGUGUUUCCUUAUACGUAUGAAGAUCAGGAAAAGCUGGAAGCCAUAAAGGAACAUGCUCUCCAGGUGGAGUUUCACCGAUUUUUCCAAAACUAGGAGCAAUUAGCGCAAUGCUCAAGUUCCACUCUACACUAAAUCACAUGAUAAAACUCGAGUCUUUUUCAAUCCAAUCUCUUAUGAAUUUCAUUAGAUCAACAAUAUAAAAGGGGUUUAAAAGCAAAUGAAACUAUUUUAGGGCAGCAAAUAUACUAAGUUUCAACUAAAGUUAAACAAAACACGAUGAUCUAUCUGGCUCGAAUCAGCAAUAAACUACAUUUCUAACUUUUCACUACCAUAAAAGUUUUGAAAUCUUCUUCUUACCAUAGGAAGAAACCAGGCAGGGACAACAGGAGUGGUGUGCUCCUAGAACUGAUCCAAGUUUGACCCAUCGUUCUGAACCUAUACCCGACCAACCCGUAAGAUCAAAAUUUUGUAUAUAAAAUACUUAAAUAAUAGUAUUUCACUUCAAACCAAUAUAAUCUAGAGCUAGAGACGUGAAAGUAUUGCUACAUGAGAAGAUAAACAAACCAUUUUAAGCUCGCAUAUAUCUCCCUCAAACUACUUCUUUAGUCAUAUAUUGAUGAGAAACAUCCCACAUCGGAUAUAUAAGAAUUAAUCUACUACUAUAUAAAGGGUUAGGGCCAAUCCACUGAUUGCCAAUUGGUUUUGAGUUGGAAGCCCAUAAUAAACCCGAUUCUAACAUGGUAUCAGAGCCCAGAUCCUAAUAAGUUAAACCUCUAAUUAAUAUUCACCCUACCCGACCGGGUAUAUAGGUCGUAAUUGACUCGCUCGACCGAGUAUAACUGUCUUAAA
This is a messenger RNA of Brassica rapa (field mustard), 5157 nucleotides long. RefSeq names its product UPF0496 protein At4g34320. The record is from RefSeq and is a predicted model, not a curated record. NCBI's taxonomy places the organism in Eukaryota, Viridiplantae, Streptophyta, Magnoliopsida, Brassicales, Brassicaceae.